Messenger RNA from Grus americana (Whooping crane), 1845 nucleotides. It is a transcript of the gene AP3S2, whose product is annotated as adaptor related protein complex 3 subunit sigma 2. The coding region runs from base 584 to 1168 and encodes 194 amino acids. The record is from RefSeq and is a predicted model, not a curated record. The transcript has 6 exons. Gene Ontology annotation, cellular component: AP-3 adaptor complex; membrane coat; intracellular membrane-bounded organelle. NCBI's taxonomy places the organism in Eukaryota, Metazoa, Chordata, Aves, Gruiformes, Gruidae. Gene Ontology annotation, biological process: Golgi to vacuole transport; intracellular protein transport.
GGCUCCCGUCGCUCUGUGGCUGGAGCGCCCCCUGGCGGCGCGGGCGGGGAGCGGGCGGUGGUCCCGGUGCGGUCCCGGUGGCAGCGGCAGCAGCAGUCCGGCUCUGGACCUGCCCGAGCCCUGACCCGUGCGGGCCGCGAGGAACGGCUGUCCCCUUCCCGCUCUGCGCCGGUGGCCAUCGCUGUCCCGGAGAGGGCCGGGGCAGGCCCCGGUCCAGCAGCCCGGCCCCGGGGAGCCCCCGGCUGCCCCCGGCCUUUGCAGUGGGGGAGCGGCUACGCCUCCGCCCGGGCACCGCCGGGGAGGGGGCUCUGAGCGUCCCCCCUAAGCCCGGUCCACCGGUGUCCCCGGGCCGGUCCCCGAGCCCCGGCAUCGCGUGUUGGGCCGAGGCCGGGCCCCGGCUCCUCCGGGGGCGCAGGGUCCCCGCGGGGCCGCCCGGGCUCAGCUCUACCGGGGGCCGGGCCGGAGCGCCGCCCCGCUGCCCGCCGCCGCGUUUCCGGGCGGGGCGAGGGGCUUCCUGCGGGGAGGCUGCGGCCGCCGCCGCGACCCCGGUUCUGCUGCCGGCCCGACCCGUCCAGCCGCCGGGAUGAUCAACGCCAUCCUGGUGUUCAACAACCACGGCAAGCCGCGGCUCGUCCGCUUCUACCAGCACCUGGCGGAGGAGGUCCAGCAGCAGAUUAUCCGCGAGACUUUCCACCUGGUGCUGAAGCGGGACGACCACAUCUGCAACUUCCUGGAGUGCGGCAGCCUGUUUGGCGGCUCGGACUACAAGCUGAUCUACCGCCACUAUGCCACGCUGUACUUCGUCUUCUGCGUGGACUCCUCGGAGAGCGAGCUGGGCAUCCUGGACCUCAUCCAGGUGUUUGUGGAGACGCUGGACAAGUGCUUUGAGAAUGUCUGCGAGCUGGACCUCAUCUUCCACAUGGACAAGGUUCACCACAUCUUGCAGGAGGUGGUGAUUGGUGGCAUGGUGCUGGAGACCAACAUGAACGAGAUCGUGGCGCAGGUGGAGGCCCAGAGCAAGCUGGAGAAGGCGGAGCAGGGAGGGCUCUCGGCUGCUCCUUCCCGCGCGGUCUCGGCCGUGAAGAACAUCAACCUGCCAGAGAUCCCUCGCAACAUCAACAUCGGAGACAUCAACAUCAAAGUGCCCAACCUGUCACAGUUCAUGUGACCGUCCCGUGGCAGGGAGGGCUGCCCACGCACACGGGCCGUGGCCCGGGCUGGCUGGGGAGAGGAGCUGGGCGCCGUCGGGCUCCCCCUGCCCCUUCUGGGUCUCUGCCCGUGCGGCACACGGUGGGCCCGGUGUGCUGCCGGGGGUGCCUGGGCUGGCAGAGGCUGGGGAGCGGUGAUGGGGCUCAGCGAGGAUGGGGGAGUGCUGUCCGCCCAUCCGUCACCUUGCACCUGGCCUCGGUUCUGCUCUCCCACCAACAAGGGUGGCCUUUCUCCCCCUGCCUCCCCGCCCCCCGUGGACGUGCACCCUCUCCCCUCGCUGUGGGGGAAGAGCCGGGUCCUGCCUCCCCCAGCGCUUCUUGGGAUUCCCAGUUGUAAAGAAUCACCUGUAGCUGACGGCUCCCGCGGGAGCUGUACCUUGUUGUCUCCUCCAUCCUCCCGGGCUGGGCUGUCCCAUGCCUGGCGUCCCCUGCGUCCUGCUCGCUGGGUCUGGGGCUGCUCCUCGGGGCUGCUGCGAGCUCUGGAGCUGGGGCCGGCGGGGGUGGUACCCGCUGGACCCGGGGAGUCGCAGUGAGGGGGGAAGGAGCUGCCUCUGCCCAGGCUGGCGGCUGGGUCGGGGCCAGGCUGGGCCCUCCUGGAGCACGUCCCCGUGUCCUAAUAAACCCCCGUGUCAGCCUG